This is a messenger RNA of Amborella trichopoda, 3786 nucleotides long. Its product is annotated as ARM repeat superfamily protein. Gene Ontology annotation, biological process: protein import into nucleus. NCBI's taxonomy places the organism in Eukaryota, Viridiplantae, Streptophyta, Magnoliopsida, Amborellales, Amborellaceae. The record is from RefSeq and is a predicted model, not a curated record. Gene Ontology annotation, molecular function: small GTPase binding.
ACCAUUUUCCUGGAAAAAAUACAGUCCAAAUCAAUCAGAUUUAAAAAUCAAUUUUACGGCUCAGAUUUCCCGAGAUAGAAGGCCCUGGCUGAUCCUGACUCUUCAUACGAGAGAUUCGAAAUCUGAACCGUUGAGUGGAAUCCACCUCCACGUAGCCGGUGGAUUUUUCUAAUAAUUGUCUUCUUGUUUCUUCUUCUUCUCUCUGUUCUCUGUUCUCUGUUCUCUCUUCUCUAUCUAUAUCUCUCUCUCUCUCUCUCUCUCUCUCUCUCUCUCUCUCUCUCUCUCCCCUCUUUUUCUUUGCUCGAGGGUUUCUGCGCUCUCGACUACAUCUUCUCUCUUUCUCAUCCGUCGAUCUCCGGAAUCGGCCGCUUAGAUUUUAACUACACAGUCCAGAGGGGUCAUGGCAAUGGAAGUUACCCAGAUUCUUCUGAAUGCACAAUCAGUGGAUGGAAAAAUUCGUAAGCACGCAGAAGAAAGCCUGAAACAAUUUCACGACCAGAACCUCCCUGGCUUCCUGUUCUCUCUCUCUGCCGAAUUGGGAAAUAAUGAUAAACCAGUUGAGAGCCGCAAACUGGCUGGCCUGAUCCUCAAGAAUGCCUUAGAUGCGAAAGAGCAAUUGAAGAAAGCUGAAUUAGUUCAGCGAUGGCUCUCUCUUGACACAACUGUGAAAGCCCAAAUCAAGGCCUGCCUUUUGCAAACUCUUUCUUCCUCGUCGUCUGAUGCUCGAUCCACCGCCUCACAAGUUAUAGCAAAGAUUGCGGGCAUUGAAUUGCCCCAUGAUCAAUGGCCCGAUCUCAUAAGAUCCCUCCUCUCAAACAUGGGCGGCCCCCAAGUUCAGAGCCCACCCCAUCUUAAGCAGGCCACUUUGGAAACGUUGGGUUAUCUUUGUGAAGAAGUUCCUCCUGAGGUUCUCACUCAGGAACAAGUGAAUUCCGUACUAACAGCUGUGGUUCAAGGGAUGAACUCUUCUGAAGGGAACAAUGAGGUGAGGCUCGCUGCAACGAGAGCCUUGUAUAAUGCUCUUGGAUUUGCUCAGACCAAUUUUGAGAAUGAUAUGGAGAGAGACUACAUAAUGAGGGUGGUUUGCGAGGGAACACAAUCCAGUGAUAUGAAGAUUAGGCAGGCUGCCUUUGAGUGCUUGGUUUCGAUUUCAUCGACAUAUUAUGAUAAGCUUGCUUCCUAUAUGCAAGAUGUAUUUAAUAUAACUGCAAAGGCUGUGAAGGAGGACGAGGAGCCUGUUGCCCUCCAAGCUAUUGAGUUUUGGAGCACGAUAUGUGAUGAAGAGAUUGAGAUUUUGGAGGAGUACGGUGGUGAUUUUAGUGGGGACUCUGAUGUCCCUUGCUAUUAUUUCAUCAAGCAGGCGCUCCCUGCCUUGGUGCCUAUGCUCUUGGAGACUUUAUUGAAGCAAGAUGAGGACUAUGACCAGGAUGAAGGGGCUUGGAACUUAGCAAUGGCUGGUGGUACAUGCUUAGGCUUGGUGGCCAGGACUGUAGGGGAUGACAUUGUCCCUCUGGUGAUGCCUUUCGUUGAGGAGAACAUUACAAAACCCGACUGGCGUUGCAGAGAGGCUGCCACUUAUGCUUUUGGGUCAAUCUUAGAAGGCCCCUCACCUGAUAAGCUGACACCUCUAGUGAAUCGAGCAUUGGGAUUUAUGCUCAACGCUAUGAAGGACGAGAACAACCAUGUGAAAGAUACAACUGCUUGGACCCUAGGAAGAAUCUUUGAGUUUCUCCCUAGCGCUUCAGUUGGGGAGCCUAUAAUUACCCAGGCUAAUUUUCCCCAUACCCUUUCAGUCCUGAUUGAGAGCAUGAAGGAUGCACCAAAUGUUGCAGAAAAGGUUUGUGGGGCUCUCUAUUUUCUUGCUCAAGGCUUCGAGGACAUGGGUUCAGGGUCCUCUCCUCUGUCUCCGUUCUUCCAAGACAUUGUCCAGGCCCUCAUUGCCACUGCCCAUAGAGAUGAUGCAGGGGAGUCUCGGCUUCGUACCUCAGCUUAUGAAACUUUGAAUGAGGUCGUGAGGUGUUCUAGUGAGGAAACUGCUCCUCUAGUUGCACAGUUGGUCCCUGUGUUUCUCAUGGAGCUUGGUCAGACUCUUGAGAACCAGAGGCUCUCAUCUGAGGAGAGAGAGAAACAAAACGAGCUCCAAGGCCUUCUUUGUGGGUGCUUACAGGUUAUAAUACAAAAGUUGGGAUCUCUUGAAUCAACCAAGUUUGUUAUCUUGCAGUGUGCUGAUCAAAUGAUGGCUCUCUUUUUAAGAGUCUUUGCUUGCCGAAAUGCCACUGUCCAUGAGGAGGCAAUGCUUGCCAUUGGUGCUCUGGCCUAUGUGACGGGGCCUGAUUUUGCGAAGUAUAUGAAGGAUUUCUACCCUUACUUGGAAAUGGGUCUUCAAAAUUUUGAAGAAUACCAGGUGUGCUCCAUCACUGUUGGGGUUGUUGGGGAUAUAUGCCGGGCUUUGGACGAUAAAAUUCUUCCAUUCUGUGAUGGUAUAAUGACCCAGCUUCUUAAGAACUUGUCGAGUAACCAACUUCACAGGUCUGUGAAGCCCCCCAUAUUCUCAUGCUUUGGUGAUAUUGCUCUGGCUAUUGGGGAGAACUUUGACAAGUACUUGAUUUAUGCGAUGCCAAUGCUUCAAAGUGCGGCAGAAGUCUCCUCUCAGCCAACGAGUGCUGAUGAUGAGACAAUUGAAUAUACCAACCAGUUGAGGAAUGGGAUUUUGGAGGCAUACUCUGGGAUUUUCCAGGGCUUCAAGAACUCUCCAAAGACUCAGGCGUUGAUGACUUUUGCUCCUCUCGUUCUUCAUUUCUUGGAGAGCAUAUAUUCAGAGAAGGACAUGGAUGACACUGUCACAAAGGCAGCAGUUGGUGUGUUAGGAGACCUGGCCGAUACAUUAGGUUCUAGUGCGGCUCCUCUAUUGCGACAAUCAGUAUUUUGCAAAGACUUUGUUGAGGAAUGCUUGUCAUCGCAUGAUCAUCUGAUCAAGGAAACUGCCGAGUGGGUCCAAAUGACAGUGAGCCGAGUUGUUUCAGGUUGAUGCCAUCAUAUGCUAUGUAUCCAUAGAAGUCCAUGCAUAUGGGUGUGUUGAGUCGGGUGAUGAUUGCAUGCAUGUGUGAAGGUCAUGGGAAGUGUCAGAAGUCCCUUGUGGGGUUCAAGUUGGGUUUUUUUCAAGAAGAAGUGGGGUGCUAGAUCGCAAACCCCCUAGUGUACCAUUUGCUAUAUGAAGCUGAAAAGGGAGGAGCGGCAUUGUUGAAUGUCUUGUAGAGGGAGAAAGAAGCCACCCGUGUUCUUGAGAGGGGUACAGGUAUGCAACUUCUAGCUGCAACCUUGGCCAUGUAUAUCUCUCUUCAUAGAAGAAGAGGUCUCGUUUAUAUGGAGGUCGGGUCAUCUCCUUUUUUUUUUAUGAUUCUUUUUACAAGGGGCAAGUAGCUGGCGGGUAUUUCCUGGGCGCCAGAGAUCGAUGUCAUCCAAACGGUUGAUUUUUAGUUGUCAGAGACCAGUUACUGAGUGGGUAAAAAAUUCAUAUUUGUUCCUCAAAAUCCUUUGCAUAUUUUGAAAUUUUGUAUCAGUCUUGCAUUUUUUAUCCUUUGUCUUGUCAAGGUCUGUCCUGUGUUUCUUCUCUAUAAUGGUUAUAAUUUAAGCUCCAAAAUUUGAGUCUCUAUAUGCUCUUUCACUUCUAAUUAUGUUCUGCACUGUUUCUGUUCUUAUUUAUAGUAUAAUUUGGAUUCCUCAUAUUUUACAGGUUGUAGAACUGGUUUAGUUCAAAAUUCUCAUAAUGAUAUGUAGAGUUAAAUA